Molecule: messenger RNA, 3159 nt
Organism: Gallus gallus (chicken)
Lineage: Eukaryota; Metazoa; Chordata; Aves; Galliformes; Phasianidae
Gene: RASA4B
Product: RAS p21 protein activator 4B
Exons: 20
Coding region: 894-3083 (729 amino acids)
Biological process (GO): regulation of GTPase activity; intracellular signal transduction; cellular response to calcium ion
Molecular function (GO): GTPase activator activity; phospholipid binding
Source: RefSeq, a predicted model, not a curated record
CGCUCCCUCGCACGGCAGCGCUGUGAUUUCAGCGCGUCUCCCCCCGCACCGGCGCCGCUUCCAGGCCGAGCUCACGGCUCUCUGUGCUUUCCCCUCCUCCCCUCCCUCCUACGAGCCCCCGCCCGGCGCUGCUUUGGCACCGGGACCCCGCGCGGCCGCCCGUAAAGAGGCGGAAUAACGCUCUGCCCUACGGCGCAUCGCUGCGCUCCUCCCUGCAUCCCCAGCGCUGGGAGACAAAGAGCACCGCGGGCAGAUGGCAUCGCGCUGCGUGUGCUCGGCGCCCGCUGGAUGCUUUGCACGAGGCAGGAAAUAACAGCGAUACCGCGGGGUUAAUGGUGCUUAAUCCGCCGCCUUCGUGCCCAACCUGCCGGCAGCGGAGCGGCUCUUAGCAACCGGCGUGACACGGGGCUGCCCUGCGUGGGGACACCCCGGGACGGAGACACCCGCGUGGUCUCCAGGAUGCGGUGCGUGGGGACGGGGGCCGUGCGGCUCCAAGGGAGGUGACAGCGGCAGCUCUCAGCUGUUUGCUUUUCCUCGUUUGUUUUACUUGCUGCUCGUCGCCUCCCAAGCAAACCCACCAUCCCAGCCACGUGGCUCCUCCUGGACCCCCCCGCCCCCCUGGGCUCCCCCAGCAGCUCGGGGCACCAGUGCCCCUGGGAGCUGCCAGCCCCACGCUGAGGACCCGAAGCCCUUUGCCCCCACAGCCAGCACUGUUCUGCCAGCUCCGCCGCCUCCGGCCCCACACGGGGAGCAGCGACCCGUACUGCAUUGUGAAGAUUGACAAUGAGGCCAUCGUCAGGACUGCCACGGUGUGGAAGACGCUGUCCCCAUUCUGGGGGGAAGAGUAUGAGGUGCAGCUCCAUCCCACCUUCCACAGCAUCUCCAUCUAUGUCAUGGAUGAGGAUGCGCUCAGCCGUGAUGAUGUUAUUGGGAAGGUGUGCAUCACCCGCACCAUGCUGGCAGAGCACCCCAAAGGUUACAGCGGCUGGGUGAGCCUCAGCGAGGUGGACCCCGAUGAGGAGGUGCAGGGGGAAAUCCACCUCUGCGUGGAGCUCCUGGAGGGCGAGGGCGGCCAGCGGCUGCGGUGCACUGUGCUGGAGGCCAGGGAUUUGGCCAAGAAGGACCGGAACGGUGCAUCCGACCCCUUUGUCUGUGUGAGCUACAAUGGCAAAACGCAGGAGAGCACCGUGGUGAAGAAGUCCUGCUAUCCUCGCUGGAACGAAGCCUUUGAGUUCGAGCUGCCCGACCCCCCUGCAGAGAAGCUGUGUGUAGAGGUGUGGGAUUGGGACCUCGUCAGCAAGAAUGACUUCUUGGGCAAGGUGGUGGUCAGCGUGCAGGGGCUGCAGGCAGCCGGGCACCAGGAGGGCUGGUUCAGGCUGCAGCCGGACACGGCCAAGCCCAGGGAGGAUAGGCGCCGGGGCAGCCUGGGCUCACUGCAGCUGCAAGUGAGGCUGCGGGAUGAGACAGUGCUGCCCUCCUGCUGCUACCAGCCCCUGGUCCAGCUGCUGUGCCAGGAGGUGAAGGCAGGGCACCAGACCGGCGGGGUGCACCUGGUCACCCUCCUCGAUGAAACCACCACGGCUGAGAGCCGGCAGGACGUCGCCGUCAACCUGGUGAAACUCUUCUUGGGCCAAGGGCUGGUGAAGGAGUUUCUGGACCUGCUCUUUGAACUGGAGCUGGCCAAGCCCUGUGAACCCAACACUUUGUUCCGGAGCAACUCCCUGGCCUCAAAGUCAAUGGAGUCUUUCCUCAAGGUGACAGGGAUGCAGUACCUGCAUGCGGUGCUGGGGCCCACCAUCUCCCGGGUGUUUGAGGAGAAGAAGUAUGUGGAGCUGGACCCCAGCAAGGUGGAGAUCAAGGACGUUGGGUGCUCGGGGCUGCACCGGGUUCAGACAGAGAGUGAGGUGAUGGAGCAGGGCCGCCAGCUCCUCCAGUCCUACCUUGGGGAGCUGCUGGAUGCCAUCGGCAAGUCAGCUCCUACCUGUCCUCCUGUCAUCCGUGCCGCUUUCCGGCAGCUCUUCCAGCGCGUUGGGGAGCGCUUCCCCCAGCAUCAGCACACGCAGUUCGUGGCCGUCACCAGCUUCCUGUGCCUCCGCUUCUUCUCGCCGGCCAUCAUGACCCCCAAACUCUUCCACCUGCGGGACACGCACGCCGACGCGCGCACCGGCCGCACACUGCUGCUGCUGGCCAAGGCUGUGCAGAUGGUGGGCAACAUGGAGCCAGCGGCAGGGCGGGCCAAGGAGGAAUGGCUGGCCCCGCUGCAACCCGCCCUGCAGCACGGAGCCUCCCGCAUGAGGGCCUUCAUCACCCGGCUGGUGGGCACGGAGGAGGAGGAGGAGGGCGGAGAGGGGUGGCCGUGCGCCCCCCGCGCUGCCGUGGUGAAGGAGGGGCUGCUCUUUGUCCACAAGACGCGGGGCAAAGGGCCGCUGCUUGCCUCCGCCUCCAAGAAGCUGCACUUCUGCCUCACCGGAGAGGCCCUCAGCUUCGCCAAGAGCCCCGGGGUGGAGCAGAGGUGCGGUUCCAUCGCUUUGGCCAACAUCCGCGCGGCCGAAAGGGUGGAGGAGAAGAGCUUCGGGAGCUGCCACGUCAUGCAGGUGGUCUACGUGGAUGAGGCCGGGCAGCAGGAGACGGCCUACCUGCAGUGCAAGUGCGUCAAUGAGCUGAACCAGUGGCUGUCCGCCCUGCGGAAGGUGUGUGGCAAUAACCCGCAGCUGCUGCACGCCUACCACCCCGGCGUCUUCCGCGGGGACAAGUGGAGCUGCUGCCACCAGAAGGACAGGACGGGGCCGGGAUGUGGGCAGACCCGGCACAGCAUCACCCUGCAGGACUGGAGCGAUCCGUUGCAGCCCGACGUGGAGGCGCAGCGCCUCUUCCAGCACCUCCACGGCCUGCAGGAGCCUCUCAGGGAAAAGUACUGGCAGCUGAUGGAGGCGGGGGGGGCUCACGACGGCCCUCGGGGCUGCGGUGAAGGACCCCCGCUGCCCCUCGUGCUCCAACGGCUCUUCGAGGCGCUGCAGGACCUGGAGCGCUGCCACCGCCAGCUGCCCCCCGCCGCCCCCGCCCCGCUGGAGCUGCAGACGUGAUGGAGCGGGCUGGGAUGGGGGGGCAGGGGGGGGUGGGCUGUGCCUCGAGCGUGGCAAUAAAGGUGCAGAUCCGCCC